AUGAGCUUAGGUGUGUGGUCAUUGGUGUGGUGGACCUACGGAGCUGCGUCCGUAGUUCUUCUGAUGGUGUCGCCAAAGCGCAAGGGAAAACCUACGGUUGCUCUGAACUUUUCCUUGGUGUGGGAAGCCGUUAGGUGCGCCGUGCGACGAUGCGGGGGCAGCGCCGGCUGUCGGCCGGGUCUCGACCUCUUGGGACCAUCGGAUGCGGGGGUACAGAUGGAGCGGGAUUGGCUGGAAGCUUACGAGCCACGGAGUGGAGACUCGGACGCAAUUGGCUGUGUGGGGCACCAGGCCGGGGCGCAGCUCCGGAGACUUAGCGCCGAAGGUGGCUUGCAAGCUUGGAAGGACCCUGGCCGUUGUCAUUUUUUUCUGGUCGGACCCGCCUACCGCUCACGGCUCCGCAUUGCGUGA
Messenger RNA from Colletotrichum paranaense, 411 nucleotides. RefSeq lists its product as uncharacterized. The transcript has a single exon. The record is from RefSeq and is a predicted model, not a curated record. NCBI's taxonomy places the organism in Eukaryota, Fungi, Ascomycota, Sordariomycetes, Glomerellales, Glomerellaceae. Bases 1 to 411 code for a protein of 136 amino acids.